Molecule: messenger RNA, 2028 nt
Organism: Opisthocomus hoazin
Lineage: Eukaryota; Metazoa; Chordata; Aves; Opisthocomiformes; Opisthocomidae
Source: RefSeq, a predicted model, not a curated record
AUGGAUUGCUCUGAGAAUGGGAAGUUUUGUACUCAAACAGGCUCCCAGCAGCACAGGGACAGCAGUGGCUGUCAGGUGAAUGAGGCGGAGAGACCUGUCAAACGUCUCCGAAGGAAGAGAAGACUGCUUCUGGAGUCUGACGAUGACGAGGAAAAUGCAGAUGAGGAUGAGGAGAAGAAUAAAUCAAAUAAUAUGAAAAGCCGCAGAAACACUAAACCAAUAAAACAAGUUGUUCCUGGAAAGAAGAAGAAGGGAUGGAACUGGGUUUCCUACUUAGAAGAGGAACAGAUGCCAGCUGCUCCCCUAAAACUGUUCAGAGAGUAUCAGUCAUUUCCUCAAGGCCGAAAUGGAUUUAAAGUUGGAAUGAAAUUGGAAGGGCUGGAUCCUGAACAUCCCUCUCGAUUUUGUGUUCUCACAGUGGCUGAGGUACAAGGGUACAGAAUGCGGUUACACUUUGAUGGUUAUCCUGAGUGCUAUGACUUCUGGGUUAAUGCUGAUUCCUCAGACAUCCAUCCUGUUGGCUGGUGUGAAAAAACAAGUCAUAAGCUGCUCCCUCCUAAAGGUUUCAAGGAGGGAGAAUUUAAUUGGACUUCCUAUUUGAAGAAUUGCAAAGCUCAAGCAGCUCCAAAAAGCCUUUUCAAGACCCUCAGCACUCCUGUCACACCCUCUGGUUUUCGUCUGGGAAUGAAACUAGAGGCAGUGGACAAGAAGAAUCCGUCGCUGAUGUGUGUUGCAACCAUCAGAGACAUGGUGGAUAACCGCCUGCUAAUUCAUUUCGAUAACUGGGAUGAGAGUUAUGACUACUGGUGUGAAGCUAGCAGCCCAUAUAUUCGUCCUGUUGGCUACUGCCAAGAAACCGGAACCCCACUGACAACACCACCUGGAUGCAAGGAUUCCAAAGCCUUCUCAUGGGAGAAAUACUUGGAGGAAACUAAUUCCCAGGCAGCCCCAGCAAGAGCGUUCAAACUGCGUUCUGCUCACGGAUUCCAAGUUAAUAUGAAGUUAGAGGCUGUGGACAGAAGAAAUCCCAUCUUGAUAAGAGUGGCAACAAUAGUUGACAAAGACGACCAUCGUAUAAAGAUACAUUUUGAUGGCUGGGACCGUAAUUAUGAUUUCUGGGUCGACGCAGACAGCCCUGAUGUUCAUCCAGUAGGCUGGUGUGGAAAAACUGGACAUGCUUUACAAGUCCCUCUAGGUGUUGUUGAUCGAGUGGGAACAGUGGGACAAGCAUGUCCUACUCCAGGCUGCCAUGGUAUCGGUCAUGUCAGGGGACCACGAUAUGGAACACAUUAUACGUUAGUUGGCUGCCCGUAUUCGGAUGUCAACCUCAACAGAGAAAGCUCGUUACAGGACCGCCUGAGCGGGGAGAGACCUUCCCCUAGCAAUAGCAUGCAGAAAGCCAAGAGGCUGGAGACUCCUGCCCCGUUUCUGCUGGGAGCAGGAGAGUCUUCUCAGGAGGACUCUCCACAAUCCAGAAAAUCUGCGCAAGGCAGUGAAAAGUCGUGUCAAAGCAGUGUUCACAGUCUGUCGGAACAGUCUGAAAACAAUCAAGAGAGAGACUGGGUAGAAGAGGAUUCCUCUGCAGAUAUCAAAGCCAAACCAAAAAAGCUUAGGUACUCGCAUGCCUACAUAAAGUUCCAGCUGGUGAAACAGAAAGGCAAUGGGAAAGACCCUGAUUUGGAUCUCCAGCAGGCCCUCCACCAGUCCAUCUUCAUGCCUUCCCUGGCCUCUGACCCGACCCACCGCCUCCAUCUCUGCUGGGAGAAGCACUGCAAGCUCUUGCCAGAGGUCUCGGGCCUCACGGCCAAACACGUGGCCAAAUGGACUGUGGAAGAGGUGGUAAGCUUUAUCCAGCGUUUACCUGGCUGCAAAGAACAAGCGUCUGUUUUCAGGGAGGAGCAGAUAGAUGGUGAGGCCUUCCUGCUCCUGAACCAGAGCGACAUAGUUAAAAUACUCGGUAUCAAGCUGGGUCCGGCCCUGAAGAUCUACAACGCCAUUCUCAUGUUCAAGUCUGCAGAAGACAAUUGA